Messenger RNA from Arthroderma uncinatum, 1515 nucleotides. Its product is annotated as fluconazole resistance protein 1. The record is from RefSeq and is a predicted model, not a curated record. The transcript has 4 exons. Gene Ontology annotation, biological process: transmembrane transport. Lineage: Eukaryota; Fungi; Ascomycota; Eurotiomycetes; Onygenales; Arthrodermataceae. The coding region runs from base 1 to 1515 and encodes 504 amino acids. Gene Ontology annotation, molecular function: transmembrane transporter activity.
AUGUCGACAGCAGAUACCAGCACGGACACUGUGCCGCUUGAGGCGGGCCCGACUGAGGAAAGCAAGGUCGCUGACCCUGAGCUGGUCGACUGGGACGGGCCAAACGAUAUCGAGAAUCCUCACAAUUGGCCAAGCCGCAAGCGGUGGGCGCACGUCGUUGUGGUUGCGAUUAUUUGCCUAGUUAUGUAUGUAUACACGGUUAUGCCAGCCAGUGGUGGUGGUGGUAGAGGGGUGUCGCCAACUAUGUGUGCUCCGAGCAUCAACCUCCUCGUUGCCGAGUUCCACAUCCGCUCGUUCGUCGUCAGUACCCUUGCAGUGACCCUCUACCUCCUUGGCCUGGCCGUUGGCCCCAUGUUCAUCUCGCCGUUGAGCGAAAUAUACGGCCGUUUGCCCGUGUACCAUAUCUCCAAUAUUGUGUUCGUCGGUUUCGUCAUCGGCAACGCGUUAAGCAAGAAUAUCGGCCAGUUCCUUGCUUUUCGCUUCCUCUCCGGCUGUGCGGGUGGCACCCCUAUGGCCCUUGGCGGAGGAAGUAUCGCAGAUGUCACCCCCAUUGAGCGUAGAGCAAUUGCCAUGGCCUUGUUCAGUCUUGGGCCACUAACUGGUCCGGUUCUGGGACCUGUCAUCGGUGGCUUUAUCGCCGCGGGCAAGGGCUGGCGUUGGAUCUUCUGGAUUCUAGCGAUUAUCGGUGCUGCCGCGACCAUCGUUGCACUCGUCAUCCUACGUGAAACACAUCCUGGGGUCAUUCUCGAGCGCAAGGCCGCCCGUCUUCGUGCAUCCACAGGCAACCCACACCUUAGAUCUAAGCUUGCUCGUUCCCUGUCGCCACGGCAGCUCCUUGCUGGUGCUCUUGUUCGACCCACCAUGCUGCUCAUUCGCUCGCCUAUUUUGCUCAUUAUAUCCCUCUACGUGGCCCUGGUGUUUGGGCUCAUGUACCUCCUCUUCACUACCUUCACUGACGUCUUCGAGGGUGAGUAUGGUUUCACAACAUCAACCUCUGGGCUUGUCUACCUUGGACUUGGUGUUGCAUUGGUUAUCUGCAUGUUACUCUUUGGCGCCCUCAAUGAGCGUGUCCAGGCUGCGUGCCUGAAAGCUGACGGAGCAACCCAAACACGGCCCGAGUAUCGUCUGGUACUCAUGAUCUUCUUCAGCCCCUUAGUAGGAGUUGGCCUGUUCAUUUAUGGCUGGACUGUUCAGUAUAAAGUACACUGGAUUGUACCUAUCAUAGGCACUAUGGUCAUGGGCUUCGGGGCCUUUUUCGUUCUUAUGCCUGCCCAACUUUACCUUGUUGACCUAUUUGGGUCCGAGGCCGCUGCUUCAGCCCUUGGAGCGAACAACCUCAUGCGCUACUUGUCAAGCACAUUCUUGCCACUAGCCGGGCCGAGCAUGUACAAGACACUGCAUUACGGCUGGGGUAACACACUGCUCGGCUUCCUCGCACUCGCUUUUGUCCCUGCCCCAAUCCUAUUCUACAAAUAUGGCGAGUGGCUUCGCGCUAAAACUGCCAUCAAGUUGUAG